Molecule: messenger RNA, 3042 nt
Organism: Serpula lacrymans var. lacrymans S7.9
Lineage: Eukaryota; Fungi; Basidiomycota; Agaricomycetes; Boletales; Serpulaceae
Exons: 10
Coding region: 149-1816 (555 amino acids)
Biological process (GO): protein phosphorylation
Molecular function (GO): ATP binding; protein serine/threonine kinase activity
Source: RefSeq, a predicted model, not a curated record
GUUCCUCUUACAUGUAAAAAGCCAGACAACAACCAGUUCAUACACACAUUUAUUCUCGUUCUUUCACAACCACAACUUUCGUUUUCAGCGAAUCCUCGGAACCUUCACAGAUUUUUCAUUGCCCUCGAAUACCAAAUAUAGUUUCAACAUGUUGAAGGGAUUGGGUAAAUUAAGCAAGAAGGCUUCAUCUGCCACUCUUUCUGCUGCCACAGAAGAGUCUCCGCGGUCUACUACUCCCACUCCACAGAACCCAGAUGGGAAACCCAGCUUCAGAUCUGGUGUACUUACCAUUCGUGUGCUUGGUGCAGAGGGCCUUGCCUUACCUGGCGGAACCGCUGUGCCAUCAGCUGUACAAUCUGCCUUGUCUACACAACAAGCCAAAGUCGCCGCGUCCAUCUCGCCAUCCAGUGUCGCUCAGCGCAGGCUGGCCAAGAAACAUGGCGCUAAAGACAGUAUACAACGAAGCCAAUGCUGGUGGUUGCCCUACCUCGUCAUGGAAUUCGAGGUCAACCAGGUCAUGAUCACGCCAUUGGGAGGCGACCUCGAGCAACCUCUGUACAUGUACCAAGCUCAAUUUGACGUUUCUCGUAAUUCCGAAAUCUCCAUUCAGUGUUAUCUUCGUGCAGAGGAACCUAAACGUGGCGGUGACGGCUUCGCGGACGAUAUGGGUAACGAUCUUUUCAUGGGAGGCAUUAAGUUCACUCCUGACUUCGAUGACCUUGGCACCCAUAUCAACGAUCAAUGGUAUAACUUGGGUGGUGGAAAUGGUAAAAUCCAAAUCGGCGUGGCCUAUCAACCGAGUAGCGGGCAAUCAUUCACUAUAGACGACUUUGAACUUAUCACGGUCAUCGGAAAAGGUAGUUUUGGCAAGGUCAUGCAGGUCAGAAAGCGUGACACCACUCGUAUAUAUGCCUUGAAGACAAUCAGAAAAGCGCAUAUCGUUGAUAGGAAUGAAAUUACUCACACUUUGGCGGAGCGUCUCGUUUUGGCGCGAAUAAAUAAUCCUUUUAUUGUCCCCCUGAAGUUCAGUUUUCAGUCUGAGCAAAAGCUUUACUUGGUUCUUGCGUUUGUCAAUGGAGGAGAGCUGUUCCACCACUUACAACGAGAACAGCGCUUUAACGAAGAGCGGGCACGGUUUUACAGCGCCGAGCUCCUUUUGGCUCUUGAACACCUUCACGAGUUGGAUGUUGUAUACCGUGAUCUUAAGCCGGAGAACAUAUUGCUUGACUACACCGGUCACAUAGCCCUGUGUGAUUUCGGCUUGUGUAAGCUCAACAUGAAGGAUUCAGACACUACAAAUACCUUUUGUGGAACUCCCGAGUAUCUUGCCCCGGAAAUUCUGACCGCUCAGGGAUACAACAAGUCUAUUGAUUGGUGGACAUUGGGCGUACUGUUGUACGAGAUGUUAUCGGGUCUUCCACCUUUCUAUGAUGAGGUAACGGACAAGAUGUAUCAAAAGAUUUUGCAAGACCCUCUUGUUUUCGGUUCAGAAAUCGGCUCAGAAGCGCGGAGCAUACUUACAGGUCUCCUUACUCGCGACCCAGCACGUAGGCUGGGCGUAAAUGGCGCUGAGGAGAUUAGGAGGCAUCCCUUCUUUGAGAAACACAUCGACUUCAAGAAGUUGCUACAGAAAAAGAUUCAGCCGCCCUUCAAGCCCAGUGUGUCUAGCCCAGUGGAUGUGUCGAAUUUCGAUACCGUCUUUACAGCCGAGGAAGCCAUUGAUAGCUACGUUGAUGGUUCGCACUUGUCACAGACUGUUCAAGAUCAAUUUGCAGGUUUCUCCUAUGACGGUUCUCACAUGCCUAUCAGUGCGUGAGAUGUCAAGCUUAAAGAUUUAAUUUCACCUUUGUUCUGGAUUAUAAUACCCCCACGAGGCUUCUUAGUGCGAAAUAUUAUUUGUUGGCUUUUUUGCUUGUAACGUUGGAUAUAUAGCUUUAUCACUUGCACUCUUUUCAGUAUCUCUACCCACGGCUUUCACGCUUGGAAUUAAUGUAUGUUCAUAUCAAUAGCAUGGUCACAAGUUCAUCACUUCUUUUAUGAGUGAUUUUGACGAUAAAUCACUCACAUGGUCAGAAAGCCAUGUACCUGACACUCACAAAUAUUCAACGGCUGCUGCUCUUGCACAGUUGUUGGUCAAAUCAACCACAUUCUGUGGUGAUGUAAGUGCAGCCAGCACAGUACAAGCUUCAUUGCACCCGUUCACAGCCUAUUUUCCCAGUCGUCGUUAAAUUCUUUUUUCCACAUCUCAAUCAUCUCCUCAAUUACUUCACUGCUGAUAUCUUUCCAUUCCUUUUCGCCCUUGCCUUGAUUCAGCUUACUGAUGGUGGUGAUCGCAAAACGAUCGCCGACCCAUACACCGUGGUGCGUAUCCCCACCAGUAUCGUCAUAGAACUCGCACACGGGGAUAUCACAGGGCAAACAGAUCCGAUGCACCAGGACAGACCCUAAAGUCAGAUUUCUUCCGACGAAAGGACCCUUGGAAGAUGACGGCGAAAACUCCUUGAGGUCUGAGAUUGAGCUCGCCCGAACAUACUCCCGCUUGGUUAGGUUGGCAAGAACCCAUGUCUCCUCCAAUGCGUAGACAGGCUUGUGCAAACGGCUCAAUAUCUCUCUCUCGCCACGUGUGGGGAAUGCCUCGAGGGAAAUGUGAUCAUCCCUGUUUCCCGCUGUGAACACCUCGUAGAUAUGCGGUAGGACGGGUGGUUCGCAGAAGUAGGUAGCAGCAAUGUUGUAGAGAUUGUGGUCUUCAAGAAGGUCAUCCUGGCCGGACUGACCAUCCAAACCUAGAUCCUGUAUUUCAGCUUCUGUAAGGAGGCCCUCUGGCAGACCCCCAUCCCAUGCACCGCUUCCAAUACAGAUGAUACGAUCUCCUACCCAGUGAGCCCGGAUAUUUACUUGAAGGGCAUGAAGCUGGGUCAAACUGAUGGAUAAAAGCAGUUUACAGGUGACGCCAAAUAGCAUCACAUCUAUGAUAUCGUUCAUUUCUGCGAAGACGAGACCGAGGAUUUCAUUGGGGAGACGCAAGAUUCCAGACUGUCUGGG